This is a messenger RNA of Mycena citricolor, 2083 nucleotides long. The record is from the annotation of a GenBank genome assembly. Lineage: Eukaryota; Fungi; Basidiomycota; Agaricomycetes; Agaricales; Mycenaceae.
AUGAUCUUAGGAGCCAAUCACCAGCAAAUACACAUCUCGCUCAUGGACACACCCACAUUCACCGUAGGGGAGAAUGUCCUCUGCUACCACGGCCCCCUCAUCUACGUCGCUAAAGUACUCAAAGCUCAAACUGCCGAGCCGGACGAGAAAAAUACUAUAACGGGUCAAGAUGGACAGCAUUACUUUGUACACUACAAAGGCUGGAAGACGACAUGGGACGAAUGGGUGCCUGCUGCGCGUCUCCUGAAGGAUAACGAACAGAAUCGGAUAACCCAGAAGUCCGUUCAAAAGGAAGAGUCAGCCAAGACCUCCUCUAACCGGGCAAAUCAAAAGUCGAGUACUGCUGGAGCUGCGAAAGACAUAUUGUCAGCAUCGGUGGCUAGCGCAAGUACCCGCUCUGCACGUAAGGAGACGGCAACACGCGGAACUAAACGGGGGCGCGAUGCUGCAAGUGUUCUUCAUUGUUCCUCUGCCUACUCCGAGCUGAAUGUCCUGCAGGCUGAUGGAGCACGGGCGCCCGACAUGAAGCUCAAUGUUCCAGAGCAGAUCAAGGCCAAACUUGUUGAUGACUACGAGACAGUCACCAAAGACAACAAACUCGUAACUUUGCCGCGAAAUCCUAGCGUUGGUCAACUGCUCAAAGACUUUGAAAAGUAUCUCACGGAGACGCCCCCACCGCACCUCAAAGAUCCCAACCUUCUCGCACCCACUGUCAUCUCUGGUUUGCAGGUUUACUUUGAUCGAUCGCUCGCCAACCAUCUACUGUAUCGCGUGGAACGUCCUCAGUAUACUCAAAUCCGGGCUAAAUAUAUCACUGGACAAGCUGUUGUGAUUGGACAAGAGAAGGAAAUGAGCGAAAUCUACGGGGCUGAGCAUCUGUUGCGAAUGCUCGUCAUUCUUCCGGCAAUGGUCUCGCAGUCAACCUUGGAUGGGGAGUCGGUUGAUAUUGUACGAGAAUACGUCAACGAAUUGCUUGCGUGGAUGCUUCAAGAGCAAUCGCGACUGUUCUUACCGGAAUAUGCUGAACAGAGCAUUGCUUAUCAGAAUGUGGCCAGAUCUUGAUAUUGUUACGUGACAUGAAUGUACUAUAAACCUUACUCUUGUUGUUUGAUUUACAUAUAUAUAUAUUUCAGAGUAUCCGAGUAUUCACUUUCUUCGAUCGGAGGUCUGCGCCUUUGUUAUCUUAUCUCAAGAGAGCGACAGAUCGCAUCUAGACGGCCACGUGAUCCAUAGCAAACUUGGACUACGGCGCACACCGCCGUGCGCACGCUACGGCCAGAUGGAAAACUCGUUUCAAGGACAAAGCAACCGGCGACCGGAUUUGAAGCGCAAACUUGUCGUUGUCGGUGAUGGUGGCUGCGGGAAGACUUGUUUGUUGAUCGUAUACGCUGAAAAUCGAUUCCCGGAGGCAUACAUUCCCACCGUCUUCGAGAACUACGUGACGCAGGUCAACUUCGAAGGCAAAGAUAUUGAGUUGGCACUGUGGGACACUGCCGGGCAGGAGGAGUACGAUAGACUAAGACCACUGAGCUACCCGGAAAGCGACGUCAUUCUCAUCGUCUUCUCCGUCGACUUCCCCACUAGUCUCGCGAACGUGCAAGACAAGUGGUAUCCUGAAGUGGCACACUUCUGCGAGGGCACGCCUCUGAUUCUCGUUGCUACCAAGACGGAUCUCCGCCGCGACGAACAAACGCGCCGUAUGCUCUCUGCUCAGGGCCAAACACCCGUCUCUCCGGAACAGGGGUCCGCAGUGGCAAGGGAGAUUGGUGCCAAGUACAUCGAGUGUUCUGCGAAGACGGGGACUGGUGUGCAUGAAGUGUUCAAUCUCGCACUCAAGGAGAGCAUGCGCGGCAAGUGGGGCAAGAUGGUGAAACAGAAGCGCUGCCUGGUCGUGUAAGACUGGGAGGUGUCUUGGCACUGCCCUAGCUUUCAAGCUUCGAGAUCCAUCUACAUACUGACUGACCCGCUUCUGCGCUCGUAUUUAUAGUCUCUUCUCUGUUCCUCUCUGCACAGCACAUCAUAUAGCAUCACUGUAUCAGGACCGACGCAUGUCGUGCAAUUCAUUUCAUCUCUGUAUCUGGGA